CUCUCUGUCGGCAGAAAGACCAAGGGACAAGAGGAGGAACAGCGUGUGAAGACGGGCCUCUUAGGGCUCUGAGGGAAGCAUCCAAAGCCAGCUGGUCUGGCUUUGAGGUAAAUCAAUGGGCAGAGUGAAACAAAGGCAGCAGAAAGAAGAGGAAGUGUUGUAGACAGAAAGAAAGGAAGAGAUAAAGAAAGCCAAACCUUGUAGGGGGGGAGUGGAGCUUGGAACAGCAGGUUCUGUGAAGGUGUUUGUGCAACAACGACAAACAGAUUGUGGUGUGGUCUGUCGAAGAGCGCAUUGCGAAGACAGAAGAAAGAGUGUAUACAAGAAGAGAGACUGUUGCACGAUGUGCUAGGAGAGUGCGGGAAGAAAUCGUGUUGUUUUUCUGAUAUUGUUGAGGUGUCAGAGAGACUGGAAAGGACGCAGCCAUGGGGCGGAAGAAGAUACAGAUCACCAGGAUCAUGGAUGAGAGGAACAGGCAGGUUACCUUCACAAAGAGGAAGUUUGGCCUGAUGAAAAAGGCCUAUGAGCUGAGCGUACUAUGUGACUGUGAGAUAGCCCUCAUCAUUUUCAACAGCUCUAACAAACUGUUCCAGUAUGCCAGCACAGACAUGGACAAAGUGUUGCUGAAAUACACAGAGUACAACGAGCCCCAUGAGAGCAGAACCAACUCUGACAUUGUAGAGAAAUUGAGAAACAAAGGCCAUAAUGACUGUGCUAGUCCUGAUCCUGAAGACUGUUUUGGGCACAGCCCCCUCAUGGACGACCAUUUCGGCAAACUAAACGAAGCGCUAAACAAGAAAGAACACAGAGGUUGUGAUAGCCCGGACCCCGAUGCCUCAUAUGUCCUCACUCCUCACACAGAAGAAAAGUAUAAAAAAAUUAAUGAGGAGUUUGAUAAUAUGAUGAGAAAUCAUAAAAUCCCCACAGCAUUGCCUCAGCAGAACUUCUCCAUGCAUGUGGCAGUGCCCGUAUCCAAUCCUAAUGCCAUGUACCAGCCGGGAGGGACUCUGGGCAGCCAGGCCCUGGCAGCAGCCGCGGCCUCUUUGAGUGACAGUGGGAUGCUGUCCCCUCCACAGGCCUCUCUGCACAGGAAUGUGGGCUCAAGUGGAGGACCCCAGAGGCCCACCAGUGCAGCUCAUACAAUUACACCUAAUUACAAGCUGUGGCCCUUGACUGGGAACGGUUUUGUUAACCCCAGGGGCUCUCCGGGCGUCCUCAGCACACCCAGCGGCAAUGGCCUGGGUAAAGUCAUGCCCACCAAGUCUCCACCACCCCCUGGAGGGAACAUGGGAAUGGGAGGCCGCAAGCCAGACCUAAGGGUUGUUAUCCCUCCAUCUAGCAAAGGGAUGAUGCCCCCACUGUCGGAGGAGGAGGAAAUGGAUUUGAACACCCAGAGGAUAAGCAGCUCCCAGUCCACCCAGUCGCUGGCCACUCCAGUAGUUUCUGUAACCACCCCCAGCUUACCCCCACAGGGCCUGGUCUACUCGGGCAUGCCCACCUCCUACAACCCUGCUGAGUUCUCCCUGAGCAGUGCAGAGAUCUCUUCCCUACAGGGCUUCAGCUCUCCUGGGCUCUCACUGGGCUCCAUGUCGGCAUGGCAACAGCAUCAACUGGGCCAGGCAGCUCUUAAUUCUUUGGUUGGUGGAGGUCACCUACCUCAGGGCUCCAACCUCUCCAUCAACACCAGCCAGAGCAUAAACAUCAAGUCUGAGCCCAUUUCGCCGCCACGGGAGCGUGUCACCCCAUCUGGCUUCCCUCCUCAGCAACCGCAGCAAGGGUCCAGCCGACAGGACGUUCUGGGACGUUCACCUGCAGACAGCCUCAGCUCCUCCUGUAGCUCUUACGACGGCAGCGAUCGUGAGGACCACCGGCCAGACUUCCACUCCCCGCUGGGACUGGGCAGACCCCCUCCUGGCUCUGAGGACAGAGAGAGCCCCUCGGUCAAGCGCUUGCGCAUGGACACAUGGGUGACAUAAAGAGCCCCUAUCAAGCCUCCAGUCACCAGCCAGUCAGAGAGGGGGAGGGGUUAGACAUGGAGAUACAAGAAAGAGCAAGGGUCCUUAGAGCUAUCAUUAUUAUACUAUUAUUCAACUCCAUUUCAAUUUGUAAGACUGAGUGGCAAAUGUUAUAAGACGUGUUAGGACAUAUCAAAAGUAAAUUCUCAAACUGACACUGAGUAAGAUUCAAAAACAAAUCUGUUAGCUGGACUGAAUUAUAUGCACAAGCAGGUGGUAUCAGGUACUCGGUGCAAUUCAGAUGAGGUUUGCAGAAGAGAGAUGUUCAAAGGAUAUUGUUAAACAAUAGGCGGUAGAUUAUUCUAUUAUUAUAGUCACUGGUCUAGUCAGACACUUACAUGUAGUUGCUGUAUUGCUGUUGUGCUCGCAAAUUGCAAACAAUCAGAGAAAGUCGUGUUGCUUUCAGGCUGAGGACCCUUACAUAUGAUGUUCACUGCAAGAACUAUCUUUUAAAAUCAUGCUGUAACCACACAAGACCUUUAUCUCAAGUGGCCUCUUGUAAUUUAUUGAUUCAUUCGAUCAGGAGAUACAGAGAACACAGAGUUAAUUAAGACUAUACAGUCAUUUUGAUUACACAGUAAAUAAUUGCAACAGUUGAGACAACUUUAGUGAAUAAAUGAAACAACACUGCUGGAGGUAAAAACAAAAUAGCAACAGAAUUUAUUGCAAUAAUGACAUACUAUUCAUUUUAUAAUUUAAAAGAGUGGGAUAUAUACAUGUGCAAUUAAAAUAAUGCGAACCUGUCCAGUUGAACUGGUGAGAAAAUCAACAUGUUCACAUUUGUGUAACAGUUCAUCAGUAAUAUAAGCCAAAGCUGUUCUUUUGUGUCGUUUUGUACAGUUGCUACGGUUUCCUAACAAUUCACUCAAACGCACCAUUUCUUUCAUCAUAGUUUUAUUUUUAUUGUGCUUUAUUGCAAACAGUGUAAAGUCGUGUGAACCAGAUCUUGAAUCAAUAUCUAAAGCCAUGAAAAUUUGCUGUUCUGUUUGUUAUAAUUGAUAAUUUGAGCCAAACAGUUUCUUGUGUUGUGUAAAUAGCGACUUUAAUAUAUAUCACCAGGGGGUGAGUACAUACUGAAAGUACUGUACAACCACCGUUUUCAAGAAAAGUAUAUUUUUGUGGAUUACAGCCAAGUUUACAAGAGUAGACCCUUAAAAAGUAGAUCAUUCACUGGUCAAUAUUUGCUAUUUUGUUCAUUUUACUGUAAUCUCUUCUAAAUUGAAUUAUCAACAUAACCUCCCAUGUGUUUUACUUCCAGAUAGUCAAUUUGUUUUCUCUCUCUUUAUAAGUGAUGACCUGUUAUGUCCUGAAGACAUUGUAAUAACAAUGCUGUGAGGUUGAGGUUACACUAUUUUCAAAUUUGUGAAGGAUAGCCACAAGGCUAGGGGAAAUAGGGUUUCUUCCCUCCUAUUGUAGUUGUAUACCAGCAGCUGCUGAAUACACUGCCAGCAUUCAAACCCAAGGUCCCAGCCCCAUAAUGAAGAAUAAUCUAUUGUUAUUGCAUGUAGCUCAACUGAAAAGACAUGCAAGCUAUCAAGCUCUUUCCACUAUCCUGUUAUUGGUUCAUUGAAUCACAGCAUACAUAAACGUGGUAGAAUGGGCUGCUGAGCCUCACACAAAACUAAUCGUGCCUCUGCUCAUAUGUGGUUGUAAAUAUCACAGUCAGUCAUAAUUAUGUAUAAAAAUACUCAUGUGUUUCCUUAAUUGGCCCCAGACAUUUUAUCUUAUAUCAAUUCCCUAUUACUAGUCAGACUACUAUAUGCCUAGGAACCUUAGGAGCCAGAAAAGUGAAAAUCUGAAGGCGUUGAAGUCAUGUGACGCGGAAAGUGUUGCGACGAUGUUAUCACACCGUGCAGAGAGCGGGGGGGGGGUGGGCUGUGACUUUUUUUCUUCUCCAUCAUCACAGAAGCAAAUAAUUCAGCAGCUAAUUUAUUACAACAACAACACAAUGUCAUUGUCAAUGACUUCAAUCUCACUGCUGGAUUGCACACAUUUGUAUGAGUUGUUUGCUGAAAGGCAUCGCUCUGCAUUCGCCGUGGCAUAUCUUGUGUGUGCUUCUGAGAUUUCUCCGCCCCAUUAUCAGCUCCAUGGUAGUUUUCACUAUACAACCGCAAUGAUCUAUGCAGUUUUUGCUCCAAUUCACACAACAUAUAUAUAUAUUCAGAAUAUGAUGUCAUUACAGGUGACAUUUAGUCCACAAAGCUUCAGGAAGAAGAGCAUCUGAGGAUUGACUGUUAUCCUGAAGUGCCACAGCUGGAGGUUGCUGAACUACAAGUUACAUAUAAAACAUUUUAUUAAACAAUUAAUUUGAAUACCCCGGAGCAAUCUCUUCAUGUUCAAAUACAUUGGUCGAUAUACUUUACAUAAUGUAUAGUAAUCCAUAAUGUAAUCCAGUUUAACACAGCAGGUGAAAAUAGCAAUAAUAAAUGACUACAACUAAAAUAGCCUGCCUGUAAUGGCAGCACCACCUCAUAGUUGAGCACAUACUUUAGCACUUGAUAACAUAUCAGGGAAUUUUGUAGUUUGUCUAUCUAUAUGCACGGUUAGGAAAUGCCUUAUCCCAAAGAAAAAUUAUAUAUACCAUUUUAUUUUAUUUUCUCUCGGUAAAAAAAAAAAAGACAAUGCAGAUAUUACUCAAACUUGACCAGACCUGCCUCUUCUCAGAAAAGACCCACACAAGAACAUGCACGGUGAAUGCACUGUGAUACACUUUGCUCUUUUGGUCCAUGUCCAAAUUGUGCACAACUGAUGAAUGUGAAAGGAAAGGGUAAUCAAUGAACCUUUGUAUAGGACUUUCUUCACUUUGCUGUGUAAAAGUACACUGCUUUGCUUCAUGGCUUUUAUAAACAGAACUACGUGUUUGGUAAGUGUUUGUAGUUGAUAGUUCACUUAACUAAAGAAGCUGUUUCCGGUUUGAAUGCUCAGACCGUUUGGCGGCACAAGCUGGACUUUGUUGCCAAUAAUGAAAUUAUUUGUUUCAAAAUCGAAAGAGAUUUUAAGUUCAUCUACAUUUUCUUUCCCUUGAAUGUGUUUUAUUUUCAUCAGACAAUAAAUAUUCAAGUGAACUUUUUAUUAAACAAUUAAGAUACUAUGCUAGAUAUUGUUGUACAAAAUUUGUAUUCUUAACAAAAGUACAAAUAUUGGCUUUCAAUGUGUAAUUUAGAUUAUCUCUCUUAUUCUGUAUAAAAUGAAGUAAACAACUCUUACAUAGAAUUUGUUCUCCUGUGAAGUCCCAAACAGUAGAAACUGUCAACUUUAUUAAACACCUCAGUGUAUGCUCAAUCUGAA
This is a messenger RNA of Perca fluviatilis (European perch), 5303 nucleotides long. It is a transcript of the gene mef2aa, whose product is annotated as myocyte enhancer factor 2aa. The record is from RefSeq and is a predicted model, not a curated record. Gene Ontology annotation, biological process: heart development; cell differentiation; positive regulation of transcription by RNA polymerase II. The coding region runs from base 426 to 1976 and encodes 516 amino acids. Gene Ontology annotation, molecular function: DNA-binding transcription factor activity, RNA polymerase II-specific; histone deacetylase binding; RNA polymerase II cis-regulatory region sequence-specific DNA binding. NCBI's taxonomy places the organism in Eukaryota, Metazoa, Chordata, Actinopteri, Perciformes, Percidae. The transcript has 12 exons.